AUGGAUUCCUCGAUACCACAGGAGCCGCCUAAGUCAUUGGCUCAUGUCAAACAUGUUGUGCUUAUUCUUUCGGGAAAAGGAGGAGUUGGUAAAUCAUCAGUAACCACCCAAACUGCACUUACGUUAGUCAAUAAAGGUUUCAAUGUUGGUGUUUUAGAUAUAGAUUUGACUGGUCCGUCGCUACCGAGAAUGUUUGGAGUUGAGAAGAAGCAAGUGCAUCAAUCUACUUCUGGUUGGGUUCCAGUUUCAGUUUAUAAAAGACCUAGUGUUAAAGAAUAUCCUGUCACUGAUCAGGACGAUGAAGAUGACCAAAAGCCAAAAGUUGAAAGAGGAAACUUAUCGCUUAUGUCACUAGGGUUUCUACUUGGAGACAGGGGUAAUAGUGUUGUGUGGAGAGGACCAAAGAAGACCGCUAUGAUACGCCAAUUUUUAAAAGAUGUUGUAUGGGGAUCAGCUGAGGAGCCUUUGGAUUAUCUAUUGAUUGAUACACCGCCAGGUACAUCGGAUGAACAUAUAGCCAUAGCAGAAGAAUUAAGAUGGUCCCAGCCAUUAGAUGGGGCCAUGAUUGUGACGACCCCUCAACAGGUUGCUACGGCCGAUGUCCGUAAAGAAAUCAAUUUUUGUAAAAAAGUUAAUUUCAACGUGUUAGGAGUGGUCGAAAACAUGAGUGGGUUUAUAUGUCCUCAUUGUGCUGAAUGCACUAAUAUUUUUUCGAGUGGAGGAGGAUUAUCGUUGAGUCAACAAUUGGAUUUAACAUUUUUAGGAAAUGUCCCGAUUGAUCCCAGAUUUGUCGAAAUGAUUGAAAUGCAAGAUAAUGAGCAAAAUAACGGUAAGAAAAAAUUGAUUGAUUUGUUUGAAGAUUGUGAAUUGAAACCAAUCAUGAAUAGCAUUGUUGAUAAGAUACUUGAUAAAAAUUUACCAUCAAGAAUCUAA
Messenger RNA from Hyphopichia burtonii NRRL Y-1933, 933 nucleotides. Its product is annotated as iron-sulfur cluster assembly protein. The transcript has a single exon. Gene Ontology annotation, biological process: iron-sulfur cluster assembly. Gene Ontology annotation, molecular function: ATP binding; 4 iron, 4 sulfur cluster binding; ATP-dependent FeS chaperone activity. NCBI's taxonomy places the organism in Eukaryota, Fungi, Ascomycota, Pichiomycetes, Serinales, Debaryomycetaceae. Bases 1 to 933 code for a protein of 310 amino acids. Gene Ontology annotation, cellular component: cytosol. The record is from RefSeq and is a predicted model, not a curated record.